AUGUUUACGAAUUACCACCUCGAUGAUUUAUUUUAUUAUAAGCUUGCUAAAGAAACGCACCCUGACCUCGUUUCUUCUGCGGAUACUGAUACUGCUGAUUCGAAACGUUUCAUCCAAAUUCUCGCUGCUUAUGAGAUUCUGUCGGAGCCCACUAAAAGAGCCCUUUAUGAUCAGUAUUUGCAAACCGCGAGACACAUUGAACAAAAACAUUCAAGAGAAGGUUCUAAUUAUCAAAUGUACAACUCGUAUGUGAAAACAACCAAGCAAAUGGAGGUUGUCGAGUGGUUGAAGUGGUAUAGACAUGCUGGGAAAGAUAUAUUAUCAGAGAGGAGUUUGCCGGCUGGUUCAGGUUAUUUUGAUGUGCUUCAAAGAGAAUUUUAUUCAGCUAUGCAUUCAGCGUAUUUUGGUCCUGAAAUCCUAUCUCUGGACCUUCUUCCUGAUCGAUUUGAAGCCGAGGAGAGGUCUGUAUAUGAAACACCUGAGGUGUUACACUUGGUUUCAGGGCGUUAUCUCUUUGGAUUUGUCCGCAUUGUUGAUGAUGUUCCUGAAUUGUCUGAUGUUUCUUAUAAAAAACUGACUACUGCACUUGAGGAUUUAGAAUUGUGUCAGCCUGUGGACAAUGUCGGCUGUCAAACAGAUUUUGCCAACAAUAAAGCGUCUGCUGAAUUGCCUCAAAACAAUAUGAACGAUAUCCAAAAUCAAGCUUUAGAUGCAUACAAAGACUUGGAGUUGCAUGUGUGUGGGAGGUUAGUUGCUAUGGCAACUAGAAUCCCUCCAAAAGAAUCUUCUGGUGCAAGCGAUUUUCCUGACAAGGUCGAUGAGGAUAGUUCACAAGAUAUGAUACAUAUUUUUCUUAAUUCGCAAGAGGAUCCAGUGCAUUUCAACCGUUGUCAUUCGAAUAAAAGAACCUUGCAUGGUUCAGUUUCAAAGGUCGUCUUGGGCACAAUAUCUGGGCUUGGAACUAAUCCUGAUGAGAGCUCCUGUUACGUAUACAAUAGUAAUGGUUCAAAGAGUCAUGUGAUUCUCAAGCAUAGAACACCACUGGUGAAACACAUGCACUGGUUUCAGUUGGGAGAUGAAGUUUCUAUUUGUGAAUGUAGAUGCACCAGGGCAAGAUUGCCAUCAAGCAAGUUUUGGUUGUUUGAGCCACGCUGUAGCACGCAUGAUAUUGGUGGAUGGUAUGUGGAAACGUAUGGGCGGGAUAGGAAAAGAAAAACUGUUCCAUCACAAAGAUAUUGGGAUGGCUUUGAAUCUCACCAAGAAUGUGAAGAGAGACUCCACCCGGCAGUAUAUUUGCUUGCUCUAGCAUAUAGGACUCUCGAUACAGAAAAUGCAAGGCGAACAAAGCAAACUUUCUGGGAUAUUGCUCAAGGAAAAUUAUUCAAAAUGUUUAAAUGGUGCAAGAAACUUGUUUAAUGACAAAAAGCUCCUAUGCUACUUGGUUGCAGUCUUUUUUCUUUUUUUUUUUUUUUUUUUUUUUUUUUUUUUUUUUUUUU
This is a messenger RNA of Chenopodium quinoa (quinoa), 1496 nucleotides long. RefSeq lists its product as uncharacterized. The record is from RefSeq and is a predicted model, not a curated record. NCBI's taxonomy places the organism in Eukaryota, Viridiplantae, Streptophyta, Magnoliopsida, Caryophyllales, Amaranthaceae. Bases 1 to 1416 code for a protein of 471 amino acids. The transcript is spliced from 6 exons.